AUGGAGCAGCACUUGUCCGAGUCGGCUGCCUACCUGGCAGAAGCACCCCCUAUCCCCCGACGAUCCCGCGAACGAGACCGCAUUCGAAACCUCUCUGACCAGCAAGACGAAACCAAGAAAGUUGAAAAGACAAGUGGACAAACUUGGAGGCAAACAUUGGAAAACCACCGGCAGAGAGAUCCCAACCGAACCCCCGUACGGACCCCCGACCGAAAAGACAAAGACCGACGCACCGACCACAUAGACCACGCGUCCGCCGCCAGCUUAGCAGCCAGCGCCAACAACGCCAACCCCAACCGAGACAGGGAUCCCGACCGGCCAAUCCAACCCGCCUCUCCUGAGGUCAUCUCGUCCCUCAUCACAUCCCUCGAAACCAUAUCGCGCCCGCUGAGCACCCAUUUCGAGUCGUCCUUCUAUCUCGAGCCCAUAGGCCCAUCCAGCCCCAUCGACCUGUCCAAACCCGGUUCGUUCGGUGUCGACUACGGCGCAUACUCCAAGCCCUCCGACAGUCAGUGGCAGCACGAACAUGCCCCCGUAACUGCAAGCCCUCCCGUUGUCCGGACUGGCAGAUCUCGCCCUACAUCCAAGAUAUCCGUGUCCUCCAAGGGCCCAAAAUCACCAAAGAGCCCGGCACACUCUCGCGAACCCUCCGGUCUCAGGAGCUUGCUCUCGCGCGGUAGCAGCAGCGCCCUGUCGCGAUCGUCGAGCAAGGCCUCCCUUGCAUCCGCAAGCGAAAGCAUCGGCAGGUUGAGCAUCGAACGAGGAAGCGAACCGGUUUCUCCCGUUGGGACCGACCCAAAACCAUUGCGCCGACAGAAAUCCGCCGAUAGUUGGAAUUGGAGGACAGCAGGUCGCAGUCAGCGCGGGUUGAUGUACAUGAGCAGCAAGGAGAAAUUGCGCGAACAAGAAGUUGAGAAGAAUAAGAGGGCGAGCGUUAUUGGUAUCUCGGCACUGGUUGCAAGUUCAACAACAAUAGGACUGGUUGGAACGGGCACAACAAGCGGCAGCUCGACACCCCGUCUUGAUCCGUUUUCGGUAGAGAGCAUCAUCAGCGAGGAACCAGGCAGCGAUAUUCCUUCUACGCCCAAGCUAUCGACAGAUUGGGAACCUCCAAGCGGCUUUGGGAGCUCCCCGCCAGGUAUUCCAACCAGGGAGUCAUCGUUAAGGAGGUCACAGAACCCUAAGCGGUCGUCUACCAGGGCGUCGCGCAUGUCAAGACGGAAUAGCGAAACGGGCGCAGACGACACCAUCCACGAACUCGAAGAGUAUCCCAGCGAACCCCCCGAGGCACGAACCGAGAAACCGAAACGACGCGAAAGGAAAAUGUUGGACCCCUUACGCCUUUCUGCAGACUUACGUAUGAAACCAGCAUUAUCCUCACCUACAAUCAACAUGUUCCCAGAAUCCGAAACCGACGAUGUUGCGCCCUCUCCCGCUAUCGCCCAGUCACGCCCCCAGGAUCGCGAUGCGGACCCAAAAUCGAAACGAAGAUCAGCCUUUCUGAACCCAGACUCUUUGGUCGGUAACGGUGAUAGUAACGGGAAUCUGGAUGUGAAAAACAAGCGAGCUAGCAAGGGAAUCGGACCACAUGUUACAUACGAAAGGCCAAGGAGCGCAGACAGCAUCGAUGACUCGGUUGAGGCUUACCUAUGUAGUCCCCGACUGAGCCAAAAGAUCCGACACCCGCAGACAGGUCGCGUAAUCAGCUUCAGCGAAGUGGGCGAUCCUAACGGGAGCGCUGUCUUUUGCUGUGUGGGCAUGGGUCUGACGAGGUACAUUACGGGGUUUUACGACGAGCUGGCUUUGACGUUGAAGCUCCGGAUGAUUACCCCUGACAGACCUGGAGUGGGCGAUAGUGAGCCGUAUAGUGAUGACAAUACCACGCCUUUGAGCUGGCCUGACGACGUCUAUGCGAUAUGUCAAGCCCUCAAAAUCACAAAAUUCUCGAUUCUCGCCCACUCCGCUGGCGCCAUCUACGCCUUAGCGACCGCGCUACGCAUGCCUCAACACAUCAGAGGAAAGAUCCAUCUACUUGCGCCUUGGAUUCCUCCAUCCCAAAUAAAUGUCAUCGGAGGCGGUUCUCAAAACCCCUUACCACCCACCAACGCCAUCCCUACCAGCCAGAAAAUUCUCAGGGCCCUACCAACACCCAUCCUCAAAGUCGCCAACAGUAACUUCAUGCAAGCCACCAGCUCAAGCAUCACCUCCUCCCUACCCAAACAAAAACGCGCCAAGCGCGACAAGAAGAAAGACAAAUAUUCUUCGUUGGGCAUAAUCGAAAACAAAGACUCCGAUCGCCCCGCCACUUCCUCCGGCAUCAUCAGUACUGAACCAACCGGCGCAGAUGAAGACAUGGACCGCAUCCGCCCCACCAUAACCAACAGCAACAAGGGCAUCGGGGGCGGCAGCGGCAGCGGCAACGGCCACCGCCACCGCCACUCCCGCUCCAAAUCUACCAACCUAGCCGGCAUCGACGAAAACCCCUCUCGCCACUCCACCUCCGGCCUCUCCGACUCCGAAAUCGCCGCCGCUUUGGCGGUACUCGAGCGCGAACGCCAACAACAAUACGACCACCGCCUGACGCACGCCAUCUGGCAGUUAGCAACCACAGGCGCCAACCCGGCCGUCGACCUCUUAGUCUGCUUAGAGCGGCGCCACACCAUCGGCUUUCGCUACGUGGACAUCACCCGUCCGGUGGUGAUCCACCACGGCAGUCGCGACACGCGGGUCCCUGUCGAAAACGUGAAAUGGCUAGGCAAAAUGAUGAGGCGGUGCGAGGUCCGGAUCCUAGAGGGCGAAGGACACGGGUUGAUGGCUAGCGCGCAGGUCAUGGCGGGAGUGUUGAUGGAGGUGAGUAGGGAGUGGGAGGAGUGGGGCCGGGUGACGGGGCAGAAUCCGGGGGUGUUGAGUGAGAGGGGGGGAGCGACGGGGACGGGGAAAGGGGAUGUGAAUGGGAAGCACGGGCACGGGCACGGGCAUAGGAGGGGCACGAUGGAUCGGUUGGGGAUGAGUAUGGGGAUGAGUUUUGGGUUGGGGGGCGGGGGAGGGAGUGGGAAGGAAUGA
Messenger RNA from Neurospora tetraspora, 3063 nucleotides. RefSeq lists its product as uncharacterized. The coding region runs from base 1 to 3063 and encodes 1020 amino acids. The record is from RefSeq and is a predicted model, not a curated record. The transcript has 3 exons. Gene Ontology annotation, biological process: phosphatidic acid biosynthetic process; lipid homeostasis. Gene Ontology annotation, cellular component: mitochondrion. Lineage: Eukaryota; Fungi; Ascomycota; Sordariomycetes; Sordariales; Sordariaceae. Gene Ontology annotation, molecular function: carboxylic ester hydrolase activity; lysophosphatidic acid acyltransferase activity.